This is a messenger RNA of Macrosteles quadrilineatus (aster leafhopper), 7743 nucleotides long. RefSeq names its product rho GTPase-activating protein 12-like. Gene Ontology annotation, cellular component: cytoplasm. Bases 183 to 3734 code for a protein of 1183 amino acids. The record is from RefSeq and is a predicted model, not a curated record. Gene Ontology annotation, molecular function: protein binding. The transcript is spliced from 15 exons. NCBI's taxonomy places the organism in Eukaryota, Metazoa, Arthropoda, Insecta, Hemiptera, Cicadellidae. Gene Ontology annotation, biological process: signal transduction; regulation of GTPase activity.
AGAAGAUUCAUUUUGCGUUAUUUGUUUUUGUAAAAAUAACAUUAUUAGUUUGUUUGACUUGUUUUUUAUAUUAUUUACCCUUGGAUCCAUAACAAAUUUCGAAGCAGAUUGAUCAACGGUCAUUUCUGCAGUCUCUAAAAUGUGCAUAAAAAGUUUACAUUUAGAAAAAAUCAAAAAGAGUUAUGGAUUUCUGUGAUGUCAAUCUUAGAGUUCUUUAUGAUUUUGAAUACACCACAAAAUAUGGACGGAAAAUCAAAAUUUCCUCUGGAGAACGUUUACUUCUCAUCAAAAAAACAAAUGAUGAUUGGUGGCAAGUUAUACGCAGUUCGGAAGAGAGACCGUUUUUCGUACCUGCAUCUUACGUAGAAGAAGUGGAAUCAAAACAACAUGUCCGAGCCAAUAACAAAGACCAAAGCAAUACCAAAUCUUCCAUUGAAAUAUCUUCCAGUAAUGUGUCACCUGUAAUUUCACUAUCAAGUUCAGUUCAAAAGCCCAGUUUGUCAAGCUCGGCAGGAAAUAAGAAUGAAGAUUGUAACUCAAGUUCAUCACAAUCAUGUUUAGAAAAGGAUUCUAAGAAAGAAAUUCCAUAUGUAAAUAAAACAAAGGCACUUUCUAGCACGAUGUCAUCAUCGGGAUACAAUUCACUGGGUGAGGAAGGUCAAACACAUGAGGAAGAGGUAAUGCCUGAAAUAUCAAGUAAUGAUAAAAUAAAGCUACACCACAGAAGCAAUGACUCAAUUGCAAGCACAAAUAAAAUAGAGCCUGUCACCAACACAACAACUGAUAAGAGCCAUGAUGAUGCAACGGCCAAUUCACCUACCUUAGAUAAAAAUUUAUCUGGCAAUGUGAGCAUGACGAGUAAUACAACAGGAGAAACCUUGGUGAGUGAAGUGAUUAAAAAUGAUGAAGAUAUUAAAUGGACGAAUACUAUCAAUACUAAAACAGAUUUGGGGGUGAGUUCUCGUCCAAUAAUUUCAGGUUUAGGCCUACCAGCUUCUGAUUCUCUUGAAAAUUUAUCACUUCAGAUAGAAUUUAAAACUAACAUAUUAAGAAACAAUCCUGAAAAAAAUGUCACUAAUUCUGCUAUACCGUGCAAAACCGAUUCUUCAAGUUGUCGUGAAGACGAGUUAUUAAAAGGAAUUUCUAAUUGUACAGAAGAUAAGGUAAAACAGGGAUUAAAAACUAAGUGUAGGUCACAAUCUUGGAAUGAACCGAUUGAUAAUGGUAAAGUAAACAUUUCUCCUAACCUCAAUGUUGAUAAAAACAGCUUAAAUUAUCAUGGGAGCUUCAAGACAAGCCCUAAUAGACUGAAUAUGUUAAAAAAAAGUAUGAGUGAGAAAACUUUAAAAACUGUUUCGAAUGUGGGGAAACCCAAUAAAGUAUCUGAUACUUUAGUGGAAGAAAACUGUGAUUCCCAUAGCUCUUGUGUGCCUGUGUUGAAGUGUGAUACAAAUGAUAUGGUUUGUGCUAUUGGAACCAACAAUAACACUGUUAUUUGCAAUAAAGUAAAUGAUGUUUUGCAGAAAUCCGAAUACCAGGAAAAAAAAUUGCAAAACCGGCAAUGCUUUGGAAGCGACAGUCAGUUAUCCCAUUUAGUGAAUUCUAAGGAAAAAACAACUUCACGUUAUAGUCUAGACUCUGUUGUAGAAGGUGAAUUUAGUGAUAAUCAUUCAAACUUGGCAGCUGCAAACUCUAACAGCAAAGUUUCAUCUCUGGUCUCUGUUUCCGGAAAAACCAACUCAGAAAAAAGUUCAAACGAUAGUCUAUUGGAUAUUGACAUUGAAGGCAGUUUUAGGAAAAUAUCAGGAGGUACGACAUCUGAUUCGUUGGUGCCAACAGACGGAGAAGAUUUGGUUUCAAGUGGCAGUGAAACAGACUCGGUGAAAUUAGCAAAGAUUAAAAUUUGUGAGUCUAAAGCUGGACACAAGGCUCGAAAAAUACCUCUCGUUAGAAAGAGAAGGGUGUUUUCUUAUAAGUCCAGACAUGAGUUGGGUCAAGAGCCACCGUCUCCUGUGCCACAUCAGUCACCUUCCAGAGUUCUGGGCGAAGGCUGGAGUGAGUACGACACCCAAGAUGGACGCAAGUUCUUCUAUAAUGUCCAGACCAAAGAAAAGAGAUGGAAGCCCCCACGGCGAGCAUAUAACACUAGUAAGGAAGAUGUAGAUGGGGGUGGGGUUGCAGACGACAUGUUCGUGGUGAGCAUGUCUCUGCCCGUGGGCUGGACCUCUGAGAUGGACCCUGUCACUGGACAAGCCUGCUACAUCCAACCUGCCUCAGGCGCAAAGUGGUUCUCAUCGACGGACACUGAAGGGAGGGUUUACUUCUUUGAGGAAAACAGUAACACAUCGUCAUGGACUCUACCAGAAAACCACAUCCUGACUGGCAAAGAGAAACUAAUACCCGAUGCAGAAGAAAACGAAACCAUCUCAAGUGCUCACAUUGCUGAAAAAAAUCAAAGCAGAAGUUUAAAAGCAAAGUCGAUGGUAUUGGCAACCAGUCAACAUGAAGAGUCCACAUCACUUUCAAACUUUUCAAUGCAUUGGCCUCAGCUUCUGGGUGGAACCAUGUUUGUUAUCAAAGAAGGCGCUCUAAACAAGACUAAGAUAACAGAGAACGGCAAGAGAGUGCGUAAAAACUGGACUUCCACAUACGCUGUUCUCACUGAGCUUUUGCUGCUGUUCUUCAAAGACAACAAAGGAUUCCCCUCCAUGAUGAACGGCAAGGGAGGGCCGGAGCUGAGUGUGGAUCUGAACGGAGCCAAAAUAGACGCUGGAGACAAAGUGUCAAGUCGCAAGAAUGUCUACAUGCUGAGUACAGUGCUGGGUCUGCAGGUGCUGAUACAGUGUGACUGUGCUACCUCAUCACAACAGUGGCUUGCAGCCAUACAGAAAAUCAUCAACAAAUUGCCAUUGGGAAUAGAAAAUAAAGGAAUCAGAACGAAACCUGAAAGUCCAUUAGAAGAGAAUAAACCAGGCCCACGGAUUGGUCGCUCAAAAUCGAUGAAACUGAAAAACAAAAGUGCAAGCAUAGAAGAUUUGUCCAAUGUUGCGGAAAAGCAAACUAAAAUACGAGAACGUUUAAAAAAGUUCUUCCACAGAAGGCCAUCUGUGGAUGUUCUAGUGAAAAAGGGUAUUUGGAAAGAUGAGCCGGUGUUUGGCUGUUUGUUGGAGCAAGUGUGUCCUGCUGAGCCGCCCAGAGUGCCAAUGUUUGUACAGCACUGUGUCCGCUGUGUGGAGCGCAACCUAGAGAACAUGAAGACUGACGGACUAUACCGGGUGUCUGGGAACAUCUCACAAGUACAGAAGAUCAGAUAUCAGGUUGACCAGAACAUUUACUCCCUGCUCGACCAAGAAGAAGAUGUACAUGUUCUGUCAGGAACUCUCAAACUAUUCUUCAGAGAACUCAAACAACCUCUCAUACCAUUCAAGUUUUUUGACAAAGCACUGAGAGCAAGUACAAAUUCCAACUACAACGAGAAGAUCAAGGAGUUCAGAGAAAUUGUGAAAUCAUUGCCUACCUGCAACCAUGAUACACUCAAGUAUUUACUUCAACAUUUAUUAAGAGUAACCAAGUAUCAAGAGUUCAAUCGGAUGCACAUUCCCAACAUAGCGAUUGUGUUUGGUCCAACGCUGAUGUGGCCCGAACAAGAGUCCAAGAACAUGGCUUUCGACUUAAUGCAGCAAAACUUUGUCAUUGACUUUUUACUCUCUGAGUUCAACAACAUCUUCCGUUAGCCACUCCAUACCACAAACUUGCUCGAGUUAAAUUCAUAUAAACUAUUUUCAAUCAACUGAUCAAAAGACAUAACAUAGAAUAUAAAAAACAUUAAGUAGAGUAUCAAAAAUAUGUAAGUUUUAUCCUCCAAAAAGUCAAUUCAAUAGGAUUUGUUGUUAAUGAUUAAAUGAAACAUAAAAUUAACUGUACUCACUAAAUAGAACUUACGAAUUUGUUUCUGUUACGCUAUAUACUGUAAAAAGUAACAUCUUUACAUUUUAAGCUUGAGCUAUUUUUGUACACUAGGUUCAGUACAAACAAUUAGUGAUGGUUGAAAUCAGACAUUUUGAAUCUCAAAACCGAAAUUUAAAAAAAAUUGAAUCCCGAAUCUCAAAACAUUCAUGCAAAACUUUUUUACCAGUUCAAGGUUUAAAAAUACAGGUAAUAAGAAAAAGUUAUUAUGCAAUAUGAACUUGAAGAAAUUGACAACUGACUCUGAUAUAUGCUUUGAAUUUUAAAAACAGUAUAUAGAAAAUCUAACAAUGCAAUGAUAAUAAGAUGUGACUUGUCAAGUCUAGAAACCAAAUUUUUUUCAAAGUUUUAGGGGUUUUAAGAUUUGGGAUUCUGUUUUGACACAUCACUACAAAAUCAGUUAUUGACCCACUUUUACAAAUUACUGUUUUAAUACUGUAAUCAAAUAUGAGCAUAUAAAACUAUUAUUGAUAAAUGGUUUAUAAUGACAAGAUUUUUAUUUACAUGGAAAGUAGGAUUUGGAUAUUAAAUACCACAAUGUUAAAACUGUUGGAUAAGUUUAUUAACGAAUCUGCUAAGAGUGUUUAAAAUUAUCAAACUACCAUAAUCAAAGUCUAGCUUUUUAGAAAAAAAUAGACUAUUAUUAUGCUCAUGAUGUAUACUUCAUUAGUAUAUUUUAAAACCUAGUAUAAGUAUUGCAUGUAAAUAAAUAUCAUUUCACAUUUACUGCCUCAAAUUUUCCACUUGAGGACGUUAGUUUAGUUCAAUGCACAUACUUGUUUUAACCUUAUUACACAUUCAACUUAGGCUUGUUAUUAUAACUUUCACGUUACCUUGCAAUGCAUGUUAGUUGAUAGAUAAAAAUUAUUGUUUAUGCAUUUUACUCUAGUUUUUAAUAUAUUCAAAGUUUGGCUAUUAUUGGUUUCAGUUUUGAAAAUAUGUUUCUGUUAUAACUACAUUUCUAAGAUUUUACAAGUACAAGUAUAGUUCACAACUAAUUAUUGCAUUAUGCAAGGCAAGAACAAGUUCAAAUGAAUAUAUGACCUAUGUUAAAUUAUAUCAAUUGAAAAAUAUAAAUACAGGGUGUAAUGAAGUUGGUGUUUAACAUUUUUAUGUUAAACUGCUCAGUAUUGGUGACAAAAUGGCACUAAUUUAGAUUUACAAACCCUCCCAGGUAGGGAAUAGCAGACAUAUUGAUAUUUUUUUCAAAAUAUUUGUAUUUGCUUACAUUAAAUGGCCAUGAGUGCAUUAAAGAUUGUUUUUUUUAGACUUUAUUGUCAUUUUCAGAAUCCUCAUUAAAUUUUGAUUAGUAAUAGUACAGAAUCAUUGAGAUGAAACAACAUAUAAGCCUUUAUUCUGCAACAGAAUUUUGAAUUUGUGAAUUUUGAGAAAAAUGCCAAAACUUUUAAAUAAGUUUUUCUAUGUUAAACUGGACUAUAGAGAGUGUCAAAUAUUAAAAACUUAAAACUUCUCCAGUUAAUAACCUUUAAAAUGAUGUCUUAUUCAUUCUUAAAUUUAAGAUUUUCUCUUGAAUAACAUGGAAUGGCCAAAAUCGCAUUACUUUAAAAAAUAACAUGUAUUUGCUUAAAUAAUAUGGCAAAAGCUGCAUUAGGGUUUAUUGUAAUUUUUAGAAUCCUUGUGAGAUUUAUUAUAAGAAUAUUAAGGAUAUAUUAGGAUUAACAUCGAUAUUAUGUUAUGUUUUGUAAUACAAUAAUAAACUAGUGUUUUUAUUUACUGUCAGAUACUGUAUUUGUGAAGGUUUAUAUAUAAUAGUUUUGCCAGCAUAUCUGAAAAUAUGCAAAUCAACUGCUGUUCUUUUUAUAAGAAGGUUUCAACUGACUACUAUAAGAUCCCUGUGCGUAGAACGGGCACACAGUUAGUUUUAAAUAUUAAAAAUGUUUAGUGCACUUAUGGCCAUUUUAUGUAAGAAAAUACAAAUAUUUUGAAAAAAAUCUUAAUAUGUCUGUUAUUCCCUCCCUGUGAGGGUAUGGAAAACUAAAUUAGUGCCAUUUUGUCCCCAAUACUAAGUAGUUUUUAACACAACAUUUUUUUACAAUAACUUCGUUCCACCCUGUAUAUAAUUUGUUAAUUGAUGAAAAAACCUAAAUAUAUAAUCUGUACUUUAAUUGCAUUCAAUAUUUGUAUUUUUAGAAUUGGGUUAUUUAAAAGACAAAUUUAUUUUAUUCACUGGAAAAUUGAAAGGUUAAUUAUAUUUUAUAAGAUCUAAAUUCUUAAAAUGAUCUGGAUGAUAGUUUGUAACGAUUCAAUCAAAACUUAACAUUCCAAAUGUAUAAUAACAAUUGAUAUGAUGGAAACAGAAUAGCUUUAAAUCAGUUUUGUUGAGACCAAUUUUUAUUUUUGUUUUUGUGGUUGUCUCAUAGUUUAUUUUUGUACUGUUCAGGUAGUGUAAAUAGUGUCAAGUCCACUUGUAAAAAAUGUAAAGUUGAUCACAUGUGCAGCCUUAUAGGGUAAGGAUAAGAAAAGUAUUUUAUAUAGCAAAGUUAAAGAGUAUUUUACAUACAGAAUAUAACGCCUGAUAGCUAACUACGAUGUUUAUAGUUCGUGUUAAUUGCAAAGGAGAACUAAAAUUUAAAAAAAUGAAAUUGUUAACAUUAUCUGAGGAAUAAAAUUUUAAUUAUUUGAGAUAUACUCUGUUCACAAAAUGUAGGCAUUCUUAGGGGAAGAAAUCUAUCCCCUCCACUUGAUUUUACCUUUAAAACAGCUGAACAGCUGAGGUUUGCCAAUGUCAAUCAGCUGCAACAUAUUAAGCAAAAAAGUAGUGGGGGAACUUCCCCUCAAGCCCCCCUCAAUUUUGUAAACGGUGUAUAGUACAUAAGAUUUGUUAGUUAUAUUAUGACAUUAAGUUUGUUUUCAUUUUUAAUUAGAUUAAAACAUGCAUAUGUGCCUAAGGCAUGUCCCACAUAUAUUUUAUAUUCUGGCACCCAUAUUUCAGGACAUGAACUGAACAAGCCCAAUUGUAAAGUAGACUUUUUCUUUUUGCACAGGUACCUGCUCAUUACACAACACACAAUUUCAUUGUUUUGUUAUUCACAUCAAUUUAAACAAAGAAGUAACUAUCUGAUUGUGUAGCACUGUUUGAUACUCACAAAUCAAAUUAUGUUUAUUAGCACAUAGCGUACAGAGGUUACAAAUAAAUGUACAGGUGCUUUUGCAUUCUUAUAUUUUAAUUAUAAUUUUUAGCUCAAGUUGAAUCCUUUGAAAAAAAAUAAUUUCUCACAAAAUAUAUUUUGACAGGUCUUGUGUUAUGUUUUUAUGGAAGUUAAAUGCUUGAAAAUCUGUGAAGGUUGAGUGUUGAAUUGUUAAAAAGGAUUCACAGUCAAGGGUAGAAACGUGUGUUUUUAAGAUUUGAAUCUUCGUUAGAUUUACCAACUUUUUACAAGUAGGCCCUAACCUCAUAAUUCCGGAAAGUAAUAACAGGGCUAAAGGUUAUUGUUAGAAGGUUUUUUUGUUGAAUCUUAUUUUUAUGUACAGUAUGAAAAGAGUUAAGUUUAAUUUUUAAUCGUUUUAGUAAUAUAUAAAAUAACAAAAUAGCCCCUUUAUCCCCAAACCAAAGCAUUCCAUAUCUAUAGAGUAGACAUGUAUGGGCUUAAGAUUGAAUUUUAUCUCAUAAAUAAGUAAUUUUAUAUGACAAUAUCUGUUACACAAGUCGACAUUUACGAGACGGCUUUAUGUUUGUAUAAAUUUUAUUGCAUAUUAUGUAAAUAAGAGAGGGAAUAUGUCUUGUUCUGGUCAUUUUUAUGAUUAAACUGUUAUAUA